AUGUCAACUUUUCAUUCAAUUUUUACAUCAACGUCAGAGUCAACAUCACCAGCUAUCAUUAUACCACAAAAUGGCUUGAUAAUUUCCUACUCGGCACUGUUACAUCUUAUUGACACUUUCCAAAAUCAAUUAUUACAACAACAACUUAAAAAACAAGAUGUUGUCUCGAUUGUUUUACCUAAUUCAUUAGAAUUUACUGUUUCAUUUCUUGGCGUUGCCUUGCAAAGUAAUAUCGCAGCACCAUUAAAUCCUGCUUAUUCAGAAGACGAGUUUAAAUUUUAUCUAAAAGAUUCAAAUAGUAAGGUUGUAAUUGUGCCAAAAGGUUGGCUUAAUAAUGAUGGUGGUAAUAAUAAUAAUGCAGCUAUUAAAGCUGCAAAAGCAUUAGGUGUUGGCAUUGUGGAAAUUUCAUGGGAUCACCAAAAUCAAACUAUUAAAUUGGAUUCUGAAAAUAAUAGUAAUAGUAACAAUCAAUCAAAUAAAAUAAUUAUUAAAGCUGAUCAGUCUGAUGUAGCUCUUUUGUUACACACUUCUGGAACUACAGGAAGACCAAAAGGUGUACCACUUACACAUUUAAAUAUUACCACUACAAUGAAAAAUAUCAUAAAAACAUAUAAACUACAAUCAAGUGAUAGUUCAUACUUGGUAAUGCCACUUUUUCAUGUUCAUGGAUUAAUUGGUGGAAUGUUGUCAACAUUGUUGUCUGGAGGAACAGCGGUAAUUCCAUUAAGAUUCUCUGCUUCUCAUUUUUGGAAUGAUUUUUUGAAGUACGGAUGUACUUGGUAUACUGCAGUUCCUACAAUUCAUCAAAUAUUAUUAAAACAUCCACCACCACCUAAUGGCACACCUAAAUUAAAAUUUAUUAGAUCAUGUUCUUCCUCACUAGCUCCAUCAACCCUCCACCAACUAGAAAAGGCUUUUAAAGCACCAGUUCUUGAAGCAUAUGCCAUGACUGAGGCAGCACACCAAAUGACUUCUAACCCUUUACCACCCUUGCCACAUAAACCAGGUUCGGUAGGAUUUGGUCAAGGUGUCCAAAUCUCAAUUCUAGAUCAAGAUGGUAAUACUACUGUCAAGGAGGAGGUGGAGGGUGAAGUGUGUAUCAAAGGAUUAAAUGUUACAGCUGGUUACCUUAACAAUCCAUCAGCUAAUGCCUCUUCAUAUACAAAAGAUGGAUGGUUUAGAACAGGGGAUCAAGGAAAACUUGAUAAAGAUGGGUACUUAUUUUUAACUGGUCGUAUAAAAGAAUUGAUUAAUCGUGGCGGAGAAAAAAUAUCGCCGUUGGAAAUAGAUUCAGUUCUUUUGUCACAUCAAGGAAUUUCCGAGGCAGUUUCAUUUGCUGUUCCUGAUCAACUUUACGGACAAGAAGUUCAUGCAGCUGUUGUGUUGAAAGAAGGAGGUGAUAAAAGUUUAAGUGAGAAAGAGAUUCAAUAUUAUUGUCAGGAAAAACUUGCCAAAUUUAAAGUACCUAAAAAAAUAUAUUUUACUAAAGUUAUGCCAAAAACUGCUACUGGCAAAAUACAAAGAAAAAAUAUUUGUGAAAAAUUUUUUAAAUCUCCGGAAACUAAAUCGGUACUUUAA
This is a messenger RNA of Entrophospora sp. SA101, 1578 nucleotides long. The record is from the annotation of a GenBank genome assembly. Lineage: Eukaryota; Fungi; Glomeromycota; Glomeromycetes; Entrophosporales; Entrophosporaceae.